Messenger RNA from Setaria italica (foxtail millet), 987 nucleotides. RefSeq lists its product as uncharacterized. The coding region runs from base 189 to 698 and encodes 169 amino acids. NCBI's taxonomy places the organism in Eukaryota, Viridiplantae, Streptophyta, Magnoliopsida, Poales, Poaceae. The record is from RefSeq and is a predicted model, not a curated record. The transcript has 4 exons.
AGCAUCGCAAGAAAGAAACGGGUGCCACGACGCGUGACAUCGUGACGGCUCGCACCGGCGCUAUAAUUGGCGGCGAGGUGGGAACAGAGGGAAGAGAGAAUACGCCGCGCUGAACCGAGCGAGCGAGAGGUAGCUGCCGUGUGCUCGAGAGAGAUAGAGAGCUGCGUGUAGGAAGAAGAUCGGAGGAGAUGCAGGGGGGAGGGGUUGAACAGCCGAUGCAGAUGGUGCUGCGGAUGAAGCACCCGUCGUCGCUGGGCAGCAGCGUGGCCGGCGACGAGGAGGAAGGCGAGGGCUCGUCGAGGUCGGCGCUGUCGGUGUUCAAGGCCAAGGAGGAGCAGAUCGAGAGGCGCAAGAUGGAGGUCCGGGAGAAGGUGUUCGCGCACCUCGGACGCGUCGAGGAGGAGUCCAAGCGCCUCGCCUUCAUCAGGCAGGAACUGGAAGGCAUGGCGGAUCCGACGCGCAAGGAGGUGGAGUCGAUACGGAAGCGGAUUGACACGGUGAACCGUCAGCUCAAGCCUCUCAGCAAGAGCUGCAUCAAGAAGGAGAAGGAAUACAAGGAGGUCCUGGAGGCGUACAACGAGAAGAGCAAAGAGAAAGCGCUGCUAGUCAACAGGCUAAUCGAGCUGGUAAGCGAGAGCGAGAGGAUGCGUAUGAAGAAGCUCGAGGAGCUCAACAAGACAGUCGACUCACUCUACUAGAUGCCAAGCUGAUGCUCACUUCGUACGUCCUCCACCGAGAGCCCACUCGCUCGCUCUCUCUGCAAUCUCAGUGUGCCAUAAGGAUUCGUGACUUGUUCAGGGUGUUGCUUGUAACUGAUAAUGUUUCUCAUCGAGUGAUUCUUCCUCUUUCUUUUCCUUUCGUUUCUUUUGUUUCAUCAGAUGGUUGAGUCUUGUUGCGGCAUCACUGUCGAGUAAGACUGACGUAUUUAAGCAACAGAGAAGUACCAGGAACAAGGCUGAAAAAGCGGAGGGUGGCCUGUCGACCGUA